This is a messenger RNA of Ambispora leptoticha, 229 nucleotides long. The record is from the annotation of a GenBank genome assembly. NCBI's taxonomy places the organism in Eukaryota, Fungi, Glomeromycota, Glomeromycetes, Archaeosporales, Ambisporaceae.
AACUUUAAAUUUGCAUAAAUUCCUACUUGAGAAUGGAGUCUUAUUGAAUUUCGGAGAUGAUGAUACUGCGAAUCUACAGAAACUCGUAGAGAAGUUCUAUAAACCCGCAUUCAGCAACUAUUACACAGACAUGACUUAUCGCGACGCGAUCAUACGUGUUGAAGAUGUUUGCCAUAAGAGACAUAUGCAUGCUUACUAUCAUACAAGAAUGGACGAAGAUCAAUUUUGA